Molecule: messenger RNA, 1338 nt
Organism: Lytechinus variegatus (green sea urchin)
Lineage: Eukaryota; Metazoa; Echinodermata; Echinoidea; Temnopleuroida; Toxopneustidae
Product: ficolin-3-like
Exons: 3
Coding region: 379-1317 (312 amino acids)
Source: RefSeq, a predicted model, not a curated record
ACACCCACUCUCUCCAUGGAAGUGACUUGAAUUGUCAAUUCAGGAAUGGUUCAUGUAUAAUUUUGGAUGUGCCUGGUUAGGAUGAGUUAUUAAAAUGCUCACUGGUGACUACCAAUAGAUCUUCAGCUUGCUCUCUCAUCCCCUUGGAUUCUUACAUAGUUUGUGCUAAUCUGGGCACUUUGGAUUAUUUUUAAUCAUUUCAACUACCGCUACUGCCUUCCAGGGCAAGGCAGGAAUAUAUUCCAAUCUUUGUACUUUGCUUGGAUAUUCACACUGACUUUCAUGUCUUAGUGCUUGGAUUUUUGGAGAAAUAUCUGAGGAUUAUUUGAGAUUUUUCAGUUGAAUUUGAAAGAUUUCUCCCCUGGAUAAUACAGGUGGAUGACAUUAAUCAUGAAGAACACACAGAUUCUAUCAGUAGCAUUCCUAGUGUUACUAUCAGCCAUCUGCAAAGCUAGGCCAGCCAACAGAACACCAAAUACAAUAUCAAACUCAGUCUAUCAAGUCGGUGCUCACACAAUUCUCGACCUGGUCGUCGACAAACUCAACAGAUUACAAGAAGAGAUGGAUCAACUUAAACAACAACAAAUCAUGACGCUUGAAACGAGAGAGGGAACAUAUUCAGAUUCUUCAGUAAUUCAAAGAAUAGUUGGUCCACCACCCCUAGACUGCCAUGAAGUAAGACGUAGAGAACCAAGGGCUGACAGCGGUGUCUACAUGAUCAAACCAAGAGGUCAGUUUGAUGCAUUACCCAUCUACUGUGAGAUGGACAAAGAAGGAUUUGGUUGGACAGUCUUCCAAAGACGGAAGGACGGAUCCGAAGACUUCAACCGCAACUGGCGCGACUACUCGCGAGGGUUCGGCAAUGUGAGCGCUGAAUUUUGGCUUGGCAAUGAAUUCCUCCACCACCUGACUAUGCAGUAUCAGUACAUCCUGCGCGUAGAGGUAACCGACUGGUUCAAUAGGAAAUACAUCGCGGAUUACGCUGGUUUUGAAGUGGACAGCAAGAGAAACGAUUUCAGAAUGACCGUUGAGGAAUUCCUCGGAGGCAAUGCGACCGACGCACUGACCUACCACAGCGGGAGCAAAUUUACGACGACGGAUAAAGAUAAUGAUGAUAGUGAUGGUGUAAAUUGCGCAAUCGUACACCACGGGGGAUGGUGGUUUCAAGCUUGUGAUCGAUCUAAUCUCAAUGGAUUGUAUUAUCACGAUGGUACUUACGGUGGUGAAUGGGACGACGGCAUAGAGUGGAAAGAAACGGACGGACCGCCGUUUUACUCUUACAAGGAAACUAAGAUGAUGCUAAGACCAUGGGAAUAAUCAGGACAUUUUCGGAACAAU